UCUAAUUUAAACAAUCCAGUUUGGAAUAAUUCCAUUUUAAAUAAAGGCUAUGAAGAGAACAGGCUUUGUAUGACAACAUUGCGCAUGUCAGUCUUAACUAGAACAUUUCUUGUUUCACAUCUGAUUCCUCUUUCACUGAGAAGGAAAACUGCUGAAAUUCCGUGCCUCCAGUGCAGCAGUAAUCCAAACCUUCCUCCAUCUUUCCCCAGCAGAGAGCCACCAUGUGCACAGGGAAGUGUUCGAGGUGCAUUGGGAUCACCCUGUUCCCGCUGGCUGCGUGUGCUAUAGUCUCCAACAUCCUCCUGUACUUCCCCAAUGGACAAGUUCUGCAGCUCAGUGAGAUAACCGAUCUGGUCUGGUUUUUCCAAGGCAUUCUGGGAGCUGGAAUACUGGUUAUUUUGCCAGCAUUCAUGAUGCUGGGAGCAGGCGGAGCAGGAUGUUGCGCUAACAGAUGUGGGAUGCUGCUGUCAGUGCUUCUGGCUCUGCUGGGGUUUGCAGGCGGAGUGUACUGCGCAGUCUUCUCCUCAAUGGGGUUGAUUGGGGGCCCUCUGUGUGACACGGGUGAUGGAGAAUACCUCUAUCCUUUCAGAAACAACACUCUAGAAUACAAUUAUUUGUUCAACCAGACAACAUGGAGCAUUUGCAAAGAACCUGAAAACAUCAUCCUUUGGAACAUUGUCCUUUUCUCUGUUCUCCUGGCCAUUGGUGUGAUUGAAGCAAUUCUUUGCUUAAUUCAAGUCACCAAUGGACUCAUUGGCUUUGUGUGUGGCACAUGUAUGAGGAGAAGAAAGACAAACAUUUCGGGAAUGUGA
Molecule: messenger RNA, 812 nt
Organism: Phasianus colchicus (ring-necked pheasant)
Lineage: Eukaryota; Metazoa; Chordata; Aves; Galliformes; Phasianidae
Product: transmembrane 4 L6 family member 1-like
Cellular component (GO): membrane
Source: RefSeq, a predicted model, not a curated record